Messenger RNA from Laccaria bicolor S238N-H82, 201 nucleotides. RefSeq lists its product as uncharacterized. The record is from RefSeq and is a predicted model, not a curated record. The transcript has 2 exons. Bases 1 to 201 code for a protein of 66 amino acids. Lineage: Eukaryota; Fungi; Basidiomycota; Agaricomycetes; Agaricales; Hydnangiaceae.
AUGUUCGCACCAAUGGGGCAACAUUGGACGCUGGCCCGUAUUCGUUGGUGGGGUGGGUGGGCCAUUGGUGAACACCGCAAUACAUUAAUUAGGUACCUUUUAGACGAACUGUACACAUACGAGGAGGACCACAGUGACGCUUUGUGUCCUGUCGAUUAUGAAACUAACAUGUCGCAUAUGGGCGAGGCCGGUGAAACAUGA